This is a messenger RNA of Cricetulus griseus (Chinese hamster), 5194 nucleotides long. Lineage: Eukaryota; Metazoa; Chordata; Mammalia; Rodentia; Cricetidae. The record is from RefSeq and is a predicted model, not a curated record.
ACCGCGGCAGCGCGGAAAAGAGGCGGAGAAAGUCCCCGGGAGGAGGCGGUGGCACCAACGACAACAACCCAGCGGCGACCAAGAGUCCCCGGAAGGCGGCGGCGGCCGCUGCCCGUCUUAAUCGGCUCAAGAAGAAGGAGUACGUGAUGGGGCUGGAGAGUCGAGUCCGGGGACUGGCCGCCGAGAACCAGGAGCUGCGGGCCGAGAAUCGGGAGCUGGGCAAACGCGUGCAAGCACUGCAGGAGGAGAGUCGCUACCUACGGGCUGUCCUGGCCAACGAGACGGGACUGGCUCGCCUGCUGAGCCGGCUGAGCGGCGUGGGACUGCGGCUGACCACCUCGCUCUUCAGAGACUCGCCCGCCGGUGACCAUGACUACGCCCUGCCGGUGGGGAAGCAGCCGCCGGAGCUGCUGGAAGAGGACGACGCGGCGGGAGGAGUGUGUCUCCAUGUGGACAAGGAUAAGGUGUCGGUGGAGUUCUGCUCGGCGUGCGCUCGGAAGGCGUCGUCGUCUCUUAAAAUGUAGGGUCAAGUAAUCUGCUCUUUAUCCGCGUUUACCCCUUUCUACUCCCUUACACCAUGUAAAACACCUUUAGUGGGACAUCUUCACCGGACACAUUUCAGAGGCGGAAAAAAAAAAGUAAUAUUAAAUCUAUUAAGUGUUUAGCUAAAAGCAUGAAUGUGACACUGUAACCAACUCCUAAUGAUAACCUGUGACUAUUAAAUCUCUCUGACAGUUUCUUUUUUAGGUGAUUUCCUUCCUGCCAGGCUCCGUUGUAGGGGUUACAGAACAGUCGUUCCCGCCUCACAACCUGAGUUGCGUGUACCUAGCUCUUCUGUCCCCAGUGUGGACAUGGCCUUGGAUGACAUCGGUUCCAACUGUACACUGAAACCUGCUAAUAGAGAUACAGUUUGGAGACAGUGAAACAGGUGAAGUUGAAUGGAAGUUCCGAGUUGUACAAGGUGCAAAUUGGAAUUCCAAUUGUAGCAACUUUUCAGAGGUUGACAAUAAGUAUUUGAGGCAUGCACAAAUGUGGGUAUUUUUCUGGAGAUGAAAAAUCUCUUAAAAUACUUAAGAAUGCCUUCUAAUUUUCAGUAGAAAAUAAAUACAAUCUAUAUAAGAUCCCAAUAUUUCAUCACUUGAAAACUUGGAAGUUAACAUACCCAUCAGAUUUCUGUGUUUUAAUUAGAGGAAGAAUGAUUAAUGAAAUGUUUGAGGACCAGCACAGUAAUUAAGUAUGAAGAAAUUGUUGAAAGCAUUUAUUUUUGUUGUAUUAAAAUUUAGGCUAAAUUUGUGUAUGAUUAGAUAUUGAAGGUUGUGAAAAGUGAAUGAAAACAUGUAAAGUGAGGCUUCACAAAGAAUCUUAUUUUCCAUAUUUCUAAAACUUUUGCCUUUUUAAAAUUAAAUAGUUCUGGCCACUUAAUGAUAUGACUGAGGCUGUUUUCCAAAGAUGGAAAAUAUUCUUCCCUUGAAAUACUGUUUAUUGUCCACUUGUCUAAAUCUGUGUUAUGAUGUCUUGAAGUGCAAGAGACAUUAAAUUCUUUGUGAAACAUCACUGUUUGAUAAAGGAUAUACGUAUUUAGCAUCCUUGUUUUUCUUUGUGCUAAAGUGGAUACAGCUGUUGGGGCAGAAGAGACGGGACCAGCUGCUGGCCACAUUUCCUGCUUUAUUUUAAAAGGUAGUAUAAGAAAUAAGGAAAAAGAGGUAAUAUCAGGGCUUCUGCUGUCUUUUAUUUUUAAAAUGUUCAUAAUUAAGUAUUUUCCAGCAGUCCAAAGAUGUAAGUUAUCUUACACGUAAGAUGUCUUAUUUUGUUACUUGGUUAUGGAAAUGGAAUCUUGUUCUUGCACAACUAACUGUAAAUGUUUUGUUGCUAGAUAAUAUGAUUUGAGACCUAAAUUAGUCUCUGGUUUUCAGUAUAUCACAUUUUGUAAAGUUAUCCACUGCACUUGAGCAUGAAUGGGUAGUAGCCAAACUCUCACAACUUGGAGUGAUGGACCUGCUUCUUCAAGGGCAGGAACAAGUCCCCACAAUGCAGCUGCAUGGAUUUUAGUGCCUACUGAAAUAUAUAUAUAUAUAUAUAUAUAUAAUAUACAUAUAUAGAAACCAAAAGUAGUUGGAAAAUUAUUUGAAAUGACUAAUUUGUGCUCUUUCUGAAAUAUGUUAAAUGUAGCUUUUGAAACAGAAGCCUUGAAUUGAAAUUUAAUACUUGAACAUUUUUGUAUAUAUUUCUUUGUAUAUAAUUUUGUGCAGUACGAUGACAAAAAAUGGUGUCAUAAUAAAAUCAGGUUUGUUGAUCUUUCAGUUAUGGGCUCAAAGAAUUUAUUCAUCUUUAAUAUGACAUUGGAAAGUAGUGGAUAAAAAUAGGAAAAAUGAUUGUUGGUAAUACAGACUGUGGUCUUUAGUCAAAAGGUUCUGGAAGCAGUAAGCUUGAUUUCCAAAAAAGUAUACCAUUUCCAUGGAAUAUUUUCUUAACAUCUGUGCUUUUCUCCUGCAUUUGAGGUGUGGGCUUGGGGAGAACCAGUUUCUGGAUUGGGAUGUUUUGAAAUUCCAAGUACAGACUUUUAGAAUGUCAUUUUAUAAAUGACAGUUUGGAGAAUUAAGAGCUCUUGACAGUGGCAAGAUUAGAAUGGCCUAAUUUUAAAUCUGCUUUGUUAGGUUCUGUAUGUUUUAUUAACUGUCUUUUCUGUUUUCAUUUCAUUGUUUCUUUUCUAGUUAUGGUGACAGUGAUUUUUGUCAUUUUUCUUUUUUUUUGCAUCAACUCAUGGUCUUGUUUUUACAUGGUAACUGCAUGUAUUUAGGACCUAUCAGGGGCUUGAAAUAGAUUUUAUCAUAUUUAUGUGUAAGCACAUUUUAUUGUAAAUGUUUGGGUUUCUCAAUCAACAACAGUUGUUUAUUUCAGUGUGUAGUAAACAGUAUUCUUAAAGUGUCCUGUUCACUACUUGUUAAUUAAAAAAGUUAUGAUUAAUGUAAAACUGUUGUCUUACUAUUUUUAGAAAUUGUGUUGUAAAUAAUUAGUAUUUAGAUAGAGAGUUCUGGAAUAUAAAAUAGAUUUCAGGUUUGAAUGUAUUUAAUGUGAUGGUUGAGAACAAUUUAGCAUUUGGGGAAUUAUUUCAGGUUUUAUUCCUGAUUUGUACCUGUGUGGUAAAAAUGAUAGAAAACCUAAAGAUGUAGCUUUUUAAUACCUGUCUUCCUAUGGUAGUCCAUAUUCAUACAUUAAUUAACACAUAUUGUUGUAGUAGUUCUAUAAUAGUGACUUAUGUUUUAUCCUUUUUAAUCAGGCUUAACUAAAAAGUACAUGUUUGUUAAAAAUGUAGUCACUCCUCUGAUAUAUCCACAAAGUAUUCAAAAUAUUUUAAAUAUCUGUGCAUUUUAUACUCGCUAAAUUAAUCUCUUUCUCUUCUCUUUAAACAGCUUAGCAGUAUCUGCAAAAACGAAUCUUUUCCUACAACCUGUUAACUGACUGGACUGAUGGUAACAGUAAUUGUGGGAGCCAUGUCGGUCAAAAAUUUGGCAUCUGCUGCAAAACAUGAAUGCCAUUUCCAAGUUCCCAAAUUACUUCUAUACUGAUUACACUUUCCAGAAAUGGAGAUAUGAAAAGAUUCUCUGGAAUGCUUGAAAGACUUAAUAGAAAUCCAUGAGACUAAGUUAAUUUUGGAACAAAAUUACACCUUUUCCUUUCAUGGCAGUAACACUAAAUUUAUUGCAUAUUUUUUUUUGAAAAUAUGUAACCAUUGGAGAAGAGAAUUAUAGUGUUUUAUCAAGAAACAUUAGAUUUUUACAUAAUAAACACAUUCUGUGGAAUUAGAUUUAGUGGGUUAGAGUUACAUAAAUAGGUUGGCAGUGAUCACACAACUUACGAGUUUUCAUUUAUGGAAUGUAAAGAGCUGCUUUGGAAGACAGACACAUUGCUGAGUAGAAUAAAGUCCUCAACUUAAAGAGUAGUGUUUUUAAAUAGAUGUAUUGAUUGUAUAUUUUUAAAAAGUGAUUAUGAUAAUGUGUGGGUGGUAUUGCAAUUUAGGGUAUGAGCUUGUGUGCAAUCUCAGAUAUGGCAUGUUGGACAUUCUGAGUACUUGAUCAUGUUUGAAUGUUUUGAGGUUUCUGAUGAAUGACAGUUUCUACUGUUCUGUUAAAAUUUCUGUAGUGUUUUGUAAGGACCUUCAUAUUUUGGAUGAUGAUGGCUUAUUUCAUAUUUCAAGUAAAAAAAAACCACUCAGAACCCAAUCAUUUUUUCAUUAUUGUUGGAUUAUGCUCAUACAUUUUUCAUCUGCUCUAGACUAAGUCAUAUUUUUUGGCUCACUUGGGAAAUAUGCAGAUAGAAGAGGGAGUUGAUAGGAAGUAGUGUUAUUACUCAAAAUUCAUUCAAGUCCUCUGAUAUUCAUCUAUGUGCUCAGAGUCCAUAAAGUCAAAAAGUAAAGAGAAUUCCCACAGGCUUAUAUUUAAAGUAACCGAUUCCUAUAGUGCAGCUGAUCCACAUCCAAAGGUUUAAAUACUGCUACUUUGGAAUCAAGAUGUGGAUAAUUCACUAAUAAUGUGUACCUUAAUAACACUCAGUUAUCUGGUUGAGGUAUUUUGAAAGUAGAGAUCAAGUGUGCUCACAGAUGAGUUAAUUUUUGUAACAAAUAAAACAGAUUCUUCAAAGUAUAGUAGGUAAUAUUUGUGUUUUCUCCCUUUUUCUAUGUUGAUUCUAAGUUGAUUCUAAGUUGUAAGACCCACCUUAGUAUUUUUAUUGUGUUCCUGGGUCAGCACUCCUCAUCUUCACCUUUUAUUUACUUAGAGAUUAAAAAUGCCUUCCAUCAUGGCCACUACAGAAUUUUUCAUAUAUUUGAAUUUAAAAUACCAGCAUGUGUGAGCUCAAUAUUUAACCAGUUACCCUGUUUUACAAUAUUCUGUAUAAUUUUUGUUGACUUAAAUUUACUAUCUGAAAAUAUUUUGUUUAUGUUAAGAACUAAUUUAUAGAUCUAGUCACAGAUUAUGUUUGGAGCACUGUAUAAUUCUGUCAGUCAAAAAUUUGAAUUUUAUAGCCCGAAAGUGUUUCCAAGUUUUGUAUCAUCCUGCUGAGGUCAAAUUUUUAGACCCUUCUGGCUCUUAACUGAGUUUGGACUUUAAUACAAACAUGUACACACAUAUUUCUUAUAUACAAUGAACAUUUUAAAGCCAUGUGCCUGGACAGAGAAGAUUUAAAAAUUUUAAAUAUU